Messenger RNA from Musca vetustissima, 459 nucleotides. RefSeq lists its product as uncharacterized. The transcript is spliced from 3 exons. The coding region runs from base 1 to 453 and encodes 150 amino acids. NCBI's taxonomy places the organism in Eukaryota, Metazoa, Arthropoda, Insecta, Diptera, Muscidae. The record is from RefSeq and is a predicted model, not a curated record.
AUGGGUUUAGAUGAAAGGGAGACCCAAGUGCCAAUGAUGGUGGAAGAAACAACACAAGUGCCAAUAAUUGUGCAGCACAGUACAACAAAAAUGCAUGAUAUGGAUUUGAAACAAGAGGAUGAGGGUAGUUUUUAUAUUUUAAUACCAUUUACCGUGUUCUUGGUUAUUAUAUUUUUGUCCCUAAUGGUAUUUCUUAUGGCCCGUAAUCGUCGACGUAUUGCACAUGUCUAUUGUAAAAAACGUCAUGGAAAACGUUUUCCAUACGACGAUGAUGAUGCAUAUGAUUCCCCCUUGGAGCAGGACCCCGAAGCGAUGCAUGAAGAAGAGGAUGAGGUGGAUAAUGAAGAUAAUCCAACGAAAAGUUUAUUGAGGGGAAAGCUACAAAUCAAUAAUCGUUACGAAAACUACUUAAGUACUUCUCAUCUUAACAAAUCUUCGGAAUUGUUUACCUAAAUCGCA